UUUCCCUUUUGAAGGUUUGCAAUCUGAUCAUACCGUUCACAUGGUUCGUGGUUUUGCCCCAUCUUCAUCUGCACCUCCUCCUGCAGCUACAACAAAUGUUGCAGCGGAUAAUAAUGCACCAGGGGUAACCCGGGGUAUUGGUUCGAAUGAAGGUGCUGGUCUAGGAGCAUCCUUAUUCCCCGGACUUGGUCCACUUGGUGGUGGUGGUGGAGGUUUUGUUUUGAUUUGUUUGAAUCUGGACUUCCUGAAUUUGAACAAGGGGACCCAGACCAAUGCUACUGCAAGGCCAAAUACUGUUGCGGAUGCCAGGACACCAGGUGUUGGUGGUCUGAGAAGCCUUGGACUUCCAGAUCUGCCUCCAAUGAUGAAUGGAAUGCCAUAUGCUUCUCAGUUGACUCGGUUAUUGCAAAGCCCAGCAAUAUCACAGAUGAUGCAGAGCAUAAUGUCUAAUCCCCAAUAUAUGAAUCAGAUUAUGAAUCUCAACCCCCAACUACGUAGUAUGUUUGAUUUGAAUCCUCAAUUGAGAGAGAUGAUGCAAAACCCGGAAGUACUUCGUCAGAUGUUUUCCCCUGAGACAAUGCAGCAAAUGCUAGCUUUACAACAGUCCCUUAUGUCUCUCAAUCGACAACAAGCAACCCAGGAUUCAGCACAGACCGGUGGUACUACAGGUACAGCGGCACCAGGAGCUGCUAAUCUGGACUUGCUGAUGAAUAUGUUUGGCGGACUAGAUGCUGGUGGCCUGGGUGUCCCCAACCAACCUGAUGUUCCCCCAGAAGAAGUGUAUGCUACACAAUUAUCGCAACUCCAAGAAUUGGGAUUCUACGAUACGCAAGAGAAUAUCAUAGCACUACGAGCUACUUCCGGAAAUGUCCAUGUUGCGGUCGAGAGACUUCUGGGAAACCCGGGGCAGUAAUUCCUUGAAAUUUCA
Hibiscus syriacus is the source of this 928-nucleotide messenger RNA. RefSeq names its product ubiquitin domain-containing protein DSK2a-like. Gene Ontology annotation, biological process: ubiquitin-dependent protein catabolic process. Gene Ontology annotation, cellular component: cytosol. Gene Ontology annotation, molecular function: polyubiquitin modification-dependent protein binding. The transcript is spliced from 7 exons. Bases 41 to 913 code for a protein of 290 amino acids. NCBI's taxonomy places the organism in Eukaryota, Viridiplantae, Streptophyta, Magnoliopsida, Malvales, Malvaceae. The record is from RefSeq and is a predicted model, not a curated record.